GCAGUCGUCAGACCUCCCGAUCUCAAGCAAUAGUAAUGCUGGCUCAGCUCGUGGCAGACGUGUGCCCGUCGUCGGCGUCGUUUUUCGGCUUCAUGGGCGUCGCCUCCGCGCUCGUUUUCGCCAACCUGGGCGCCGCGUACGGCACGGCCAAGUCGGGCGUGGGCAUCGCGUCGAUGGGCGUGAUGCGGCCGGAGCUGGCCAUGCGCAACAUCAUCCCCGUGGUCAUGGCCGGUGUGCUGGGCAUCUACGGGCUGAUCGUGGCGGUGAUCAUCCAGGGCUCGAUCGACCCCCCGAACGGCAACGCGCCCAAGUACGGCUCGUACACGGGCUUCGCGCACCUGGCGGCGGGUCUGUGCUGUGGCCUGAGCGGCCUGGCGGCCGGCAUGGCCAUCGGCGUGGUGGGCGACGCGGGCGUGCGCGCCGUGGGCCAGCAGGAGAAGCUGUUCGUGAACAUGAUCCUGAUCCUGAUUUUCGCGGAGGCUCUGGGUCUGUACGGCCUGAUCGUGGCGCUGAUCCUGUCGCAGAAGAAGAGCGACUGCCCGUCGGAGUAAGCAGGUUCAGGCAGGUGGUAGCGG
Molecule: messenger RNA, 575 nt
Organism: Phytophthora sojae
Lineage: Eukaryota; Oomycota; Peronosporomycetes; Peronosporales; Peronosporaceae
Exons: 2
Coding region: 36-551 (171 amino acids)
Biological process (GO): proton transmembrane transport
Cellular component (GO): proton-transporting V-type ATPase, V0 domain
Molecular function (GO): proton-transporting ATPase activity, rotational mechanism
Source: RefSeq, a predicted model, not a curated record